Molecule: messenger RNA, 3682 nt
Organism: Ceutorhynchus assimilis (cabbage seed weevil)
Lineage: Eukaryota; Metazoa; Arthropoda; Insecta; Coleoptera; Curculionidae
Source: the annotation of a GenBank genome assembly
CGUUGCUUUCGAACAACGAAACAUAGCGCGUCUGGCUUCUCGAUCGGUUUUCACGAAUUUAUCUUGAAGUUCGAUUACAUCAAAGUCGUGUCUUUCGUGUAAAGAGAAACUUAUUUAUCCGAGUGAGAAAUUUUUCGUUGGGUGACAAUUUACUCUGCACUAAAGAUGUCAAGACAUAAAUGUUCCCAUACCUUCUGGAUAGCGAAUAUUUUAACGUUAUUGGCUCUGUCGUCUAGUCAACCUGUUCAGUCGGAAUUGAAGAGCUCGCUGAGGUCACAACGUCAUCACAGAGAUGUUCCUUCGACUAAUCAGCCAGAAACUACAACAGCUACUUUAUUGGAAAACGAUCCUUGUCUGUCUCACUACUGUCCCUCGGGACGAGAUUGCAAAGUACGAGAAGGAGUACCGAUAUGCGACUGCGCGAAAAAAUGUUUACCGCAUCGUUCCAUAUGCGCAUCGGAUAAAGUCGUUUAUCCUAGCCAUUGCCACAUGCACAGUACAGCAUGUCACAAUAAAAGACGACUGACCCAGAUGAAUAUGAAUUUUUGUCAGAAAUCUGUUAAAAAUGAACGGGAUUGGAUAAAAGAAAAAUUGUCCGAAGAACUGAGACCGAAAAACGAUUCUUCUGGAUUAUCCGCAGCGGGAUUCUCCAACGUGCAGUCAGUUUUGGUUUUGCCCAGCCUCAACCCUGGGGAUUUGAGCAAUUUACUUAAUGAAAUUGAGGAUCACUAUUAUGGAAGGGACGAAUGUUCCAUGCAAGAAUACGAAGUGAUGAAGGAUAAUCUUCUUCUUUACAAUCAUGCGAAAUUAAUGUCUGAAAAUCAGAGUAAGGAUUACCUUUUGUCGAUGAUGUUUUCUCAUUACGAUAAAAAUAACGAUGAACAUUUGGAAAAAUAUGAGUUGGAUCAGGUCUCAUCCGAAGAUCAAGACUUGGUGAACGUGAUAAAUUUGACUAGUGGCUGUUCCUUAGCCAGCAUGAUUGAGUUUGAUGAUACCGACAAAGACAACAAACUAAGUAUCAACGAGUUUUCGGUAGCAAUGAGCAAAUUAUACAGUGUAUCUGUUGUAUCCCUUGACAAAGCUCUAGAAGUCAACCAAGUGUCAGCUCGUCUAGGCGACAAUGUAGAGCUUCACUGUGCAGUCACAGGUUCCCCAAUUCCACCAGUACUGUGGAGACGUCACGGACAAGAUUUAGCAACUCUGGACCAAGAAGAUGUUAAAGUAUAUGGUGAUGGCAGCCUGUAUUUAACCAAAGUUCAAUUGCAGCACGCUGGUAAUUACACUUGUAGCGCUACUAGGAAUCCUCAUGUAGUUCAGACUCAUGUGCUGACUGUACAUACUUUGCCUGAGGUACGGGUAAUGCCCAAGAUUCAAUCAAAAAGGCCUGGAGAGGAUGCUCAAAUGUUUUGUCACGUGUCUGGGGAACCGUUUCCGCAAGUUAAAUGGCUGAAAAAUGACGAGGAGCUGAAAAUCGACGAAAUCUCGAAGAAGUAUCAGAUUAUUGGCAAUGGAACUUCGUUGAAAAUUAGGAAAAUUGAUUUUGCCGAUACCGGGGCUUAUAUGUGUCAAGCAACGAAUAUAGGGGGACUUACCAGAGACAUCAGUUCAUUAGUUGUUCAGGACCAACCAACACCACAAAGUCCCACAGAUGAAGAACACAGAUUUUUUGCUUUCCACGAUUGGGGCAUAUCAGUUUACGACCCUACAACGUGUAGGCUGCACCACAUGAUACAAGGAACCGAUAUAAUUCCUGGAACACAAGAAUACGUUUGCGGUGAUCAUGGUACAGCAUGCUCAUGGGGCAGAGCUGUAUCGGUAUCAAAUAGGUAUAUUUACGCUUCGCAACCUACUCUAGAUCGGAUUCUUGUAGUGUCCGCAGUUCAAAUGGCUGUAGUCGAUGUGGUUGGCACUGAUAAGGUUCCAGUGGAAUUGGAAAAAGUUUCCCAUUUGGAUCAGUUGUGGUUGCUUAGCUGGAGAGAAGGGAAUGAUACUGGAGUCAAAACAAUACAGGUUAUAAGGGAUGCAACUCAAAAGAGAAAGCAUCACACUGUCCAUCCGGAACCGAUCGAUGGACAAUUUGAUAUGGUCAAGGAACUAUUUUUGCCGUAUUCUUUCCAAGAAAUAUCACACUAUACCUACAAGUACGGUUACGCGACUCACACGAACCAGAGAGGUCUUUACAAGUUGGAUUUGGAAAACCUACGAUACACUCGCUCCGUGGAUUUAACUCCGCAAAACUGCGUUCCAGAGCAAAUACAGUUUUCAGCUUUGUAUGGUUUUGUCUUUAUGGAAUGUAGAGAACCGGUUACAAGAAAACCCACCGGUCAGCUUGUGUUGGACUAUUUGACAGAUGCGGUAAUAUCCACCGCGCCAACGCUGUUUGGUAAACCCUACUUAUCGCCUGACUCUAGAAAACUGAUAACUUUCGACCGGACUCCGACAGGAGCCACGUUGAUCGUCCAAGAAAUCAGAGCUCAUGGACUGGAUUUCCUCUUUGACGUCAAGACUAGCCUUAACAUAUCAGAUAUAACCUUUUAUCCCAGUCAAACUACCCAUAGCUAUGAUUUAUACGCUAGCGGCCAGAACAAGGAAGAUCUUUUGUUUGUCAACCUUCAUACUGGCAAAGUUGAAAUUAUCACAGGUGUAGGCAUAGCCUCAAGCACAUCAAGCUGGGGCAACACGCCCCGACCGAUCACCACAGCAGGAAGAUUUGGUGCUUUCUUAGCCAGUCCCAGCAAUCACGCUUUGUUCAUCAUCAACGGCCAAUCGAGAACGGUUAAUUGUGAAAUAAGCGCCGUAGCUAAACCUUCGCACAUAGUAUGGAUUACACAGAAGUACCAUUAGAUUUAGAAUUUUCAUUUGUAUAUAAACAACAACAAAAAUAAUGGAUGUUUCUUUGUGCUGCCCUUAUUACUGUAUAAUAUCCUUAAAUAAAUAUUGUGCAUAUCAACUAACUCAAUACAUCAUAGCGUAAUGCAUAAAAAAAACACAAAAUGCCCAAUUUAUCUUAGUGAAAAUAUUAUUGUAUAUAAUAAUAAUACCAUCAACCAUACCUAUAAAUUAAUCUAGCUUAAAAAAAUGUACAUCCAAUUUAUGUAAGAUAUGUUUUGCUGAACCUGCCUGUUGAUAGAAUGAAAAUACAUAAGUUUAGGCUGGUAUCACUUCUAAAGUUCUGGAACAAUUUUCUAAAUUUCGAUUCAUUGUUUGUCUACAGAACUUGUGUAUAUAUACACUAAAAGAAGCUUUUGCCAAGUAAGACAUGAUAUUUUUGUGAAAGACUAAAAGAUAAUAGCAUUUUUUAUUAAUUGUUAAUAUCCUUAGGAUUGAAAUUGUUGUUAUCAAUAACAAAACUUAUACAAUUUUUUUGAAGCAAAAACAAAAAGACAUAAAGACUUAAAUUAGAAAAUAGCUAAUAAGAUUUUAUGUAACUUUUGCUUAUUAAAGAAAUGUAAUUCCUAGAUAAUAGUUAUACACAAUAACCUUGCUGUCUGUUUUUCGUUCCUAUAUAUUUUUCAUGUUGUUGCCUCAUAUAAUUUAAUUUUUUUACUACAAGUAUUAUAUGACAUAGAAAUUAUUUUUAUUCCAUCACACUUUUAGUUUAUAAUAAUCUAUUUAAUGUAAUAAGUAUUAUAUUUUGCUGGUGAUGGAUUAAAUAAAUAAUAAAUAAUAAUUUAGGAUAGAA